AUGGAUUCACAUCAUCUUCCACCAUCACCACUUGAUUCCUUCUUCCCUUCAUGCGACCAUUCCCUUCUCAUGACCACCAUCACCACUGCUGGGUUCAACACUCUGCAAGAUCAUCAUUACUCCUCCACAACAUGUCCAUUAUGGAAUGAGAACACUCCAAGUAAUCACAUGAAACAACACACAUGUUGCUUCUCCUGGUCGAGUGAUCAUACCACAACGUUGUGUAAUCGUUCCAAUGCAUGUGCUACUCGUGAAGGAGGAUCACUCAUGUUGAAUUUGGAUGUGAAUGAUUUCAUGACUUGUUAUUUGCUCAUGGUGGGUAGUAGUAAAAAAACCACAUCUACUACUACUACCACUACUACCACUACUCAUUACUCUAUAUUUCCAGAUGACAUCCAAGACGCUCAACAUUCAUCAACCACCAAUGAAUUGGGAGAUCUCAUGAUGAGGGCCACUUGUAAUGAAUCAUCCUUCUUCUUUCACCAUUCCCAACCACAGAACGAAACGAUCCACUCUCACUCCUCUCCAUUAAUGGGUAUGGUUUCCACCACCACCAAUACUAUGAACAUCAAGAAUGUGGAGGAUUUGACCAACACCACCUCCAACACCUUGACAACACCACCUCAUGCGACAAUGAACUCAUCCCCAACCACUCCACCCUCCCAAUUCUGUUCCGUAUCUCCUUCUCUUCCAUUGUUUUUUGAAGAGUCUAAGAGGUCUAGUCCAUCCUUAAAGAUGAUGUCAAUGAUGAAGAAGAAGAAGAAACAAUCCAUAGAUGCUUCAUUGAUGAAAAUUUCAAAGUCCUCCUCCUCGAAAGGACAUAUCCUUUCUCAAAACAAUCGAAACUCUAAGUCUCCGUUGGUAUUCAUCCAUGCCAACUCGAAACAACAACAACAACCCUCAUUGACUACAACCACUACCACUCAAGGCCACAAAACUUCCACAAAUCCUCCAAAUCCUGAAUCGAUGCAAUUUACAUUUCCUUCUUGGACCUUUCAUCUGAUCGAUACAAGCACCAGUCCAGAGGAAUCGAAUGCUUCUAAAACAAGUUCUUCAUUUCCGCCCUCCUCCUCCUCCUCUAAGGAAACCUCUAAAAAUACUUCGAAUGGAUUUAAAUUUAAGGUGCAAACAAUAUCUCCUUUUCAUUCCUUGUAA
This is a messenger RNA of Naegleria fowleri, 1155 nucleotides long. RefSeq lists its product as uncharacterized. Lineage: Eukaryota; Heterolobosea; Eutetramitea; Acrasida; Naegleriidae. The coding region runs from base 1 to 1155 and encodes 384 amino acids. The transcript has a single exon. The record is from RefSeq and is a predicted model, not a curated record.